Messenger RNA from Prorocentrum cordatum, 861 nucleotides. Lineage: Eukaryota; Dinophyceae; Prorocentrales; Prorocentraceae. The record is from the annotation of a GenBank genome assembly.
GCCGGGCUGCUGGACUGGCGGGCGAAGUGGCGCGCGCGGAAGAAGGCCUGGUGCUGCAUCCACCACCACCUGGCCUGCGCCGACGUCCCGCCCGACGUGCUCGCCGCCGCCGGGGCGCCGACCGCGGCCGCCGCCAGCCCGCCCCUCGACGCGGCUGCAGCAGCAGCACCCGGCCCGGGCGCGGCGCUGCCUCCCAGCGCGGCGCCGCGCACCGCCGCCGUGGUCGUCGCCGGCGCCGCCCCGGAGCUGGGCGCCCAGAUCUCGGGGCUGCCUCCCCCCAGCGGGCAGGACGCGGGGGAAGAACGACCCGCCUCGCCGAGGCCCCUCGACGCGGCUGCAGCGGCAGCGCCCGUGCCCCCCAGCGCGGCGCCGCGCAGCACGGCCGUGGCCGUCGCUGGCGCCGCCCCGGAGCUGGGCGCCGUGCCGGAGCUCGGCGAGGCCGGCGCGGCGCCGCCGCCACCAGAGACGGCGCCCCGCCCCGACGAGCCCGGCAUGGUUCAGAUGGUGUUCACGUACACGACGACCACCACCACGCACACCAAGACCAGCACCAUCACCAGUACCACUACAAGUACCACCUCGACCCGUACAACGUCGACCCGUACAACGUCUACUCGCACGACGUCUACUCGCACGACGUCUUCCUCGACGAAGACUUCGUCCACGUCCACAUCGACUCGGACGAUCACCAGGACUCUGACGACCACGACUCUGACGACCACGUCUACGGACCCUUGCCACACCACUAAGCGGGGCGAGCAAUGCUUCGACGAGGUCAUGUGGGCUGCCCUGACAGGUAUCAACAUCCAUCCAGAGUGGUACGAGAACCUCUCCUUCAACUCCUCGUUCGAGGACUUCCAG